UAGCAGAAGAUUACACAAACUAGUUUCAGUAGCGACGCGUCGCCACAGAAGUGGAAAUACCAGUUCAUUUGAUUGACCGUUCCGCGAUUCGUUAACCGGUCAGUGUGGGGAAGUUUCGUGUCGUGGUUCGCGCACAGUGUAAAACUUGCCGCCGAACGACGGUGACGUUUGAUGGGUGUUUGAGAGUCGGACAGCCUUAUCAAGAAGUGGCUUUGCAAUUACGCAGUGCUAGUGCCGCCUGGAAGUCCAUCCCAAAACAAUGUCCAUCUGCAGGCUGCAAUGUGUGGUGCUAGUGUUGGUGCUAGGUUGGGGGGGCUGCAUCGCUCAAGGUCACCGGCUAGCCACCCGAAAGUGUCUAGAGUAUCAGAAUAUAGUGGUCAACAGACAGACGCUAAUACCGCUCACGAUUAAGCCGAAGCCGAUCCAGUUCGAGGUGUACAACUGUACCAACGUCGUCCAGCUGAUCGUCGGCGGGGAGCAAGCAAAGUACGGCGAGUUUCCGCAUCACGCUCUGCUGGGCUUUUCCAAGGAGAACGGAAACCAAUGGGAUUACGAUUUCCGUUGUGGUGGUACGCUCAUCAGCGAUCAGCACAUCCUGACCGCUGCUCACUGCUUCGCGUACGGUGAUCCGGUAAUUGUGCGGGUCGGCGAGUACGACACCGAGUUGGAAACAGACGACGAAUAUGACAGCGACAUUGCAAGCAUCCGUCGGCAUCCGAACUACUCGAACGUGCGCUCGUACGAUGACAUUGCACUGGUGAAGCUCAAGCACCCGAUCGUCCUAUCGAAGCACAUCCGGCCAGCCUGUCUGUGGGAGACGGAGGAGCGCAACAGUACGCGCUACAUUGCGACCGGGUUCGGGUAUAACGAAACGUACGGCACUACACUGUCCACCGUGAUGAUGAAGGUGAAUCUGGACGAGUUUCCGGUCAGCGAUUGUGAGCGCAAUUUUAAGGGUGAUCGUCGGUUCAAGCAGGGCGUUCGUGAUGGGCAGCUGUGCGUCGGUAGCAUCGUCGAGGGCCGCGAUACCUGCCAGGGUGAUUCGGGUGGACCGCUGCAGGUGGUGACCAACACAAAGUCCUGCUCAUACGGAGUUGUUGGCAUCACGUCGGUUGGGGGGGUUUGUGGCAUUGGCAAUGCGAAGGCGAUCUACACGAAGGUGUCACACUACAUAGACUGGAUAGAGGACAACGUGUGGGGUGCUAAUGCGAUGUUACUCAGAGCCUGUGCCGUCUGCGAGUGUUUAAUAGUGUCCAAGAUUAAAACAAUGUUCAUCUGGAGGGUGCAAUGUGUGGUGCUAGUGUUGGUGCUAGAUCGAUGGGGAUACAUCGCUGAAGGUCAACGGCUGACCACCCGAACAUGUGAAGAGUACCGAAAUAUAGUGGUCAACCAGUCGUCGUUGGUACCGCUCACAAUUAAUUCGAAACCGAUCCGGUUCGAGGUGUACAACUGUAGCAACGUCGUCCAGCUGAUCGUCGGCGGGGAGCAGGCAAAGUACGGCGAGUUUCCGCAUCACGCCAUACUAGGCUAUCCUAAGAAGGAUGGAGAGAAAGGUUACGAUUUUCUCUGCGGUGGUACGCUCAUCAGCAAUCAGCACAUCCUGACCGCUGCUCAUUGUUUCAAUGAAGGUGAUCCGGUAAUCGUGCGGGUCGGUGAGUACGAUACCAAGUCGGAAUCAAACGACGAAUAUGAUAGCGACAUUGCAAGCAUCCGGCGACAUCAGGACUACUUGAUCACACGCUCGUACCAUGAUAUUGCGCUGGUUAAGCUAAAGUACCCGAUCAUUCUAUCAAAACACAUCCGGCCAGCCUGUCUGUGGGAGACGGAGGAGCGCAACAGUACGCGCUACAUUGCUACCGGGUUCGGGUAUAACGAAACGUUCGGCACUACACUGUCCACCGUGAUGAUGAAGGUGAAUCUGGACGAGUUUCCGGUCAGUGAUUGUAAUCGCAGUUUUAAGGGCCAUCCAAAGUUUCGUCAGGGCGUUCGUGAUGGGCAGCUGUGCGUCGGUAGCAUCGUCGAGGGCCGCGAUACCUGCCAGGGCGAUUCGGGUGGACCGCUGCAGGUGGUUACCUACCCGAGGUCCUGCUCGUUCGCGGUGGUUGGUAUCACGUCGAUUGGAGGGGUUUGUGGCGGUCCCAAUGCGAAGGCGAUCUACACGAAGGUUUCACACUACAUAGACUGGAUAGAGGACAACGUGUGGGGUGCUAAUGCGAUGUGAGAGUGGUAAAUAAAAAUAUCACCACAAUACUUGUGAUAAAUUAUCACUAAAAAAGCUGGUUGUGAUAUACGGAUCACCGAAAACCGAGGAGAAUGGAUAAACCGUUGUGUCCUUUGCGCCAAUCAAUUUGCUACUGUUUAUUCACUUGUCAUUUUUAUUUACAUAGUUCAUUUGCUAGUUCAUUUCAUCCUAAUCCGUAACUGAUCUAAUUCAAUUGAAACAUUUCACCAUUUGACACAAUUCAUAAAAAUUUGCAAGUUCCAUUACAGUAGAACGUCGAUUAUCCGGGGGCGGAUUAACCGGCGGGCGGUUUAACCGUGCCCAUAAAUGUGA
Anopheles arabiensis is the source of this 2554-nucleotide messenger RNA. RefSeq lists its product as uncharacterized. The transcript has 6 exons. The record is from RefSeq and is a predicted model, not a curated record. Lineage: Eukaryota; Metazoa; Arthropoda; Insecta; Diptera; Culicidae. Gene Ontology annotation, biological process: proteolysis. The coding region runs from base 260 to 2221 and encodes 653 amino acids. Gene Ontology annotation, molecular function: serine-type endopeptidase activity.